UCGUUAAAUUAACAAACGAAAAAACAAAAUCCAUCCCUAAAACAAAUGACUGUCAAAACAAUGUCCAAAAAUAAUGAUGAUCAUGAUGAUGAUAAAUUAUCUCAUGAUGAAAAAAUUGAUGAAAAUAAUUCGAAUGCAAUGAAUGGUUUGGUUAGGAAAAGACGUCCUGGUAUCAUUGAGCUUGGUGAUGUUACACCACAUAACAUAAAAUUAUUACGCCGUUUAAAUCAGGUCAUUUUUCCGGUCAGCUAUAAUGCCAAAUUCUAUAAAGAUGUUUUAGAAUCCGGUCCAUUAGCCAAAUUAGCAUACUAUAAUGAUAUUAUGGUUGGUGCUGUUUGUUGCCGUGUUGAUACAUCCGAACCUAAUACUCGACGUCUGUAUAUAAUGACAUUAGGAUGUUUAGCAUCAUAUCGACGACUUGGUAUUGGUACUAAAAUGGUUGAACAUAUUCUUGAUUAUGUUUCACAAAAAGAUUCAAAUUUUGAUAGCAUUUUUUUGCAUGUCCAAAUCAACAAUGAAGAUGCUAUUGAAUUUUAUCAAAAAUUUGGUUUCGAAAUUAUUGAAACUAGGAAAAAUUAUUACAAACGUAUCGAACCACCAGAUGCACAUGUAUUAUCGAAAAAUUUAAAAAAAUAAAUUGAUACUUUUGCUUUCUUUCUUUUUGC
Dermatophagoides pteronyssinus (European house dust mite) is the source of this 665-nucleotide messenger RNA. RefSeq names its product N-alpha-acetyltransferase 50-like. Gene Ontology annotation, biological process: mitotic sister chromatid cohesion. The record is from RefSeq and is a predicted model, not a curated record. Lineage: Eukaryota; Metazoa; Arthropoda; Arachnida; Sarcoptiformes; Pyroglyphidae. Gene Ontology annotation, molecular function: acyltransferase activity, transferring groups other than amino-acyl groups. Gene Ontology annotation, cellular component: NatA complex.